UGUUCUUCUAACCUGAAUACAUUACCACUUAGUACUUACCAGUUACCACCCUCAAUAGUUUGUGUUCUCACUGCCUUGCCUCCAUGGAAUUGGACAUUGGAGUCACUCACUCAGAUCUGACUCUUGAGUCUUGGUUUGCAUCUGACACAUCUUCUGGGUACCUUGAAGAUGCUAUUGCAGGUUGGGGUAUUUGGUGCAAUCAACACAAUUUACCAUCCUACUCUCAAGAUCAAAAGGUUAACUAUAAAAGCCAGUAUUUGGUUGAUCAGGAAGAUUUAUUUCCAACAGCUCAAAUCCUUCAUGGCCACAAAAAUUUCAGCGCUAGGAGCCUAUCAGCAUCACAAAAUAAUGAUACACAUGCAGCUGCAGCCAAGCAAGAUUCUUCCCAAAGGAGCUAUUCAUCUAGAGAGUCAGAUGAAAGGGGUCAUUGGAAGAAAAUAGCUUAUCCAUUUGAGUUGGUGAAGCCUGGAGGAGUUGAAGGGGAAACAACCCUAAAAGAUAUAAAUCACCAGAUGCUGAUGAGCCCAACAAAGCCAAUUCCACACCCUGUGGGAGACCCUCUUACUCAUUCAUGCAUUUCAACUCGUGGUUUUGGAAUUUCAGGUAAAGCAGUGGCAGUUACUAGGAUUCACACCCAGGGUAGAGGCUCCAUUACCAUUAUAAGGACCAAGGGUUGAUUGAACUCAAGUGAAAGCUCGCCAAUGUAUAAUAUCUCUCUUUGGUUUUUUGUGUUAUACUCCUCCUAGUGAUGGCUUCAUAGUUUAUACCAUAGUGUGCAAAAAAUAUGUACUAGAAACCAAAAAAGUAGGUGUUUACCGAAGCAUAAUCUUUAUUUGAAAUUUUGAAUGGUGGUUUAUAUUGAUGAUAAAACAAGGCAUUUUAUAUCA
This is a messenger RNA of Cajanus cajan (pigeon pea), 887 nucleotides long. RefSeq lists its product as uncharacterized. The record is from RefSeq and is a predicted model, not a curated record. Lineage: Eukaryota; Viridiplantae; Streptophyta; Magnoliopsida; Fabales; Fabaceae. Gene Ontology annotation, biological process: male meiotic nuclear division; female meiotic nuclear division.